Molecule: messenger RNA, 2094 nt
Organism: Klebsormidium nitens
Lineage: Eukaryota; Viridiplantae; Streptophyta; Klebsormidiophyceae; Klebsormidiales; Klebsormidiaceae
Source: the annotation of a GenBank genome assembly
GCCCCGUCAGCACGCGCAGCUAGGCGCCAUCAUCAUGCCAUGGCAGCGUUGAAGGGAGGAGAGGAAAUCGCAACUUCAAUGGCUCAAUUGCCUCAGGGCGCGAGAACGCUUAUACUUUUAAGGUGGUGUAGCAGCAAGGGCAGAGUCUGGGAGGCCACAAGUCGUUGGAGCUGACGGAGCCUGGCUUUCUGAGAAGGAGGCCGCCAUGCAGGUGGCGACAUGGGCCAAUCGAGCAGUGGGAGCGGCGAGGCUGUGCCGGGUUAUAGCCUCGGCACAGACGACGGGCAACGGUUUGCAGAGGGUGGAUGUGGGGUCCUUUGCUGAGAUUCCUAGGUCUGAGGAGAUGCAUACUGCAGGGCUGGAAGAUGGGUGCAGCACGUCGGGCAGGUUGCCUAAGUCAGCCUCGACCCAUGUGCAGUACCCUGCGGUUCCCAGCCUGGCAACCAUGUGUGCAGCAAGCCAGCAGAGAGGCUUCAGCUCGCAUGCACAGUAUGCUGAGAUUCCACCAGAAUAUGAAAUCAGACCUGGCCCUAUUGCUGCCUACCAGAAGCUGGUGGAAGGAGGGGUGAUGAAUGAAGACGAUCAUCAGGAGGCUGCUCUCGUCCUCCUUCAGAAUCUGUAUGAGGAGCUUGUUGACAUGGUAGAUCAGCGGCCGGAGGGCAGGAACUAUGGAAGCGACAGUCGGGAUAACUGGUGGUCUCGCUUGGUUGGCCUAUCGCACCGGUCGGGCGCAGUCCCAAUGCGAGGCCUAUAUUUGUAUGGUGGUGUUGGAACAGGGAAGACUAUGCUGAUGGACAUGUUUUACAAAGAACUGCCAGAAAGCAUUGCGAAGACAAGAAUACACUUUCACGAUUUUAUGCUGGAUGUACAUGGGAGGUUGCAGAAGCUUCGGUCGCUGCCAGACCCGCUCGAGGCGGUUGCCACGCAAGUCACUGCAGACAUUAAGCUCCUGUGUUUGGACGAGUUUAUGGUGACGGAUGUUGCCGACGCUAUGAUACUCAACCGGCUCUUCCAGCACCUCUUCUCGAAAGGCCUGGUUCUCGUAUCGACGUCGAACCGUGCGCCUGACCGGCUGUACGAAGGAGGGCUGCAGCGGCAGCUCUUCCUUCCCUUCAUCGAAACCCUCAAGCAGCGGUGCGUUGUCCACGAGAUCGGGUCCACUACGGACUACCGGAGACUAACUGAGGCCCAAUUAGGCCUCUUCUUCUACGGCCAAGGCGCCUCGGAGAUGCUGGAGGCCAAGUUCAACCUGAUCACCGAAAAUGCGCGGUUGCAACCGGCCACCGUGGAAGUGGCAAUGGGCCGGCGGAUCGAGGCGACCAAGGCAGCGGGCGCGCGCGCUUUCUUUGAGUUCACAGAGUUGUGCGAUAUGCCGCUUGGAGCCGCCGACUACAUCGCUCUCUGCAAUUACUUCCACACGCUCGCCAUCGACGACGUGCCUGUUUUUGGAGCCAGCAACCGCAGCGCCGCCUACCGCUUCGCCACGCUAGUCGACGUAAUGUACGAGCACAAGACCCGGCUGCUCUGCUCGGCGGAGGCCACCCCGGUCGAGCUGUUUGACCGGGUGGUCACAUACGCCGACCGACCACAGCAGAGAAGCUCGCGCACCUGGGACAACGAGAGGGCGGACGUGCUCGUGGACAAUGAGCUAGGGUUUGCCAAGGACCGGAUAAUUAGCAGGCUGACAGAGAUGCAAAGUUUGGACUACCUAGAGGACUGGUCCCAACGCCAUUUCCACACCGACCAUCACGAGGACGCCGAGGAAAAUAGAGCCGCGCAAGGGUAAACACGAUCUGUAACGGGACUAAUCUUGUGUUUGAAUCAGUUGGCUGCUGCGGCUCAGCAUGAAGACCAAUCUGAUGAGUGUGCUCCAAACAUUGUUAAUCUGUAGGAGACAUAUGCGACAUGAGGUAUGAGUUUGUGUUUUUGGUAAUGAGGCCAAUACAGUAGCUUGAUUGGAGGAAGCAGCCCGCAAGUCUUUGCGCUGCGAGCUGGGUAACACCCGAAUUUAUCUGUUAAGAUGAGCUUUUGCCUACUAAAUCUAAAUUUGCGGGUUCUCGAUAUAAAUUGCAUUUUCGAUGCAAAGCAUGAAAG